Molecule: messenger RNA, 444 nt
Organism: Necator americanus (New World hookworm)
Lineage: Eukaryota; Metazoa; Nematoda; Chromadorea; Rhabditida; Ancylostomatidae
Exons: 4
Coding region: 1-444 (147 amino acids)
Source: RefSeq, a predicted model, not a curated record
AUGCGAACGUGGGCAAACAUCUCACGUCAAACGAGAGAGACAUCGUCACCGAUUUUCCGUUUGCUCGCAGACGCGGUUCGUGUGCUUGCGCUCGCAUACGUGACAAGUUGCUAUGAAUACAUAACAUAUCGAUCGGGGACCUACGAAAAGGAGAUGAAUUGGGACACAGAACCAAAACCGACCUCCGGUCGUAUAUUUCGAUCAUUUGGUCAAGAUUUGGAAUCGGUAGUGUUUGCUGUGGUGGCGUUUCUUUCUGGAGGUGUUGUUCUAUUUAUAGGAUGUUUUAUUGUAACAAAAUGCUUCCAAUUCUACAAGGAAAGAGUGCGAAGGAAGCGACGACGUGCAAUGGGAGUUGACGACGAUGAACUUAACGAUGCGGUAUUAAGUGGCGCAUUCGAUACGGAAGUUUGUGAAGAGGAAGAGAGUAGACUCGUUAGUAUUUAA